UCACGAAGUUUCGGACCCACCCGACCCGACGCAUCGUCUGCUCCGUUUUCUCUCCUCUCUUUAUCAUCCUCGCCUCGAUCCUCUACCGUAUAAAAGGCCACGAUCGGCCGGCGUAAGAUUCCGGUCCCCUGUGGCGAUAAUCUAUCUCCUUCUCGAUUUCUGAAGGCCAUUAGAGAUGACUAUCUCGGACGACGAAGACGAAAGCCUCGCUCACUUCCUCGAAUCCGAAGUCCUCUCUGAGUUCUCAGACCAGGAGGAGGAUGAACCGCAAACGAAGAGGCUACGUGUGGCGGACGACGCCGGCGAAGGAUCUUCUGUCGUGCCGUCGUCGAUUGUGCAAUUUCAACCACCACCGCCUCCAAUGAGUAAUAUAUGUGUGAAUAAGGACUGCUGUUGUGGUAAUAGAGAUGGCUUCCACGAGCGACCGAAGCCGAGAAGCAUAGAAACCGGUUUCUUCAGCAAGAUCCCUUCGGAGCUCUUCCAUCACAUCCUCAAAUUCCUCUCCUCCGAGGAUCUUGUCUCUUGCUCUCUGGUCUGUAGGUUCCUCAAUUAUGCUUCUUCAGAUGAGUCCUUGUGGCGUCGCUUGUACUGUAUGAGGUGGGGAUUACUGCCCCCUACAAAAAAGUUGCGGGAAGUUGCUUGGAAAAGGCUUUACAUUCAGCGUGAUGAAGAGGACAUGAUUGAAUUUGUUAGGAAUUGCCCCUCUGAGUUCAAAGAGUACUACAUCCAAAUGCAGGCAGCUAAGAGAAGCCAAGCACCUCUUCCUUCACAGGUGAAUGAUGAUCAAAUCGUUCUUGACAAGACUGUUUCUGAUCAAGUGUCCAUUUGGAAAAGCAGCAGAGGCCUGACUGAUACAAUGGUCUCUAACCAUGAUUGCUCUGGAGAAACCUGUACUUAUUAUCAAAUAGGAGAUGUUUUUGUUUGUGAGAAGACAGGGCGGGUUCAUGUUUGUGAUGAUACCUGCAGAGAAGCUGUUUUGGAUCCAGGAAAUGAGCUUUUGGUUUGUACAAUAUCUGGGCACUGUUUUGAUAGAUUACUGUCCCCUGCUGAAAUGGAGCCAGAUCCUGAACAGCAGCAAGGUGGCGUUUCAGAUGAAGCAGAGCCAUUCAUGGGAUCCGGUCGAUUUGCUCGGGCUUAUCUUUUGGGAUAUAAUUGUGCUGAUGAGAAGGAGCUACAAGCUGCUUUGAGGUUUUGCUGAUUUAGAUCUCUCCCUAUCCAUAGUUGCCCGAUCAUGCUCAGAAAUGGGACAUUUAUCUUAUCUUUGCUCUUCCUUUUCGAAAGUAACUAGGGUCGCUCUAUCCAAGUACUAUGUAUAUGAAAGCAUGGAUUAGUUUGUUUACCUUUAUUAGGGCAUAUUUAAGUUGCUUUCUGUCACCGCACCAACUCUUAAAAUGCUGCUACAUUUUGUAUUGUGCUCAGUCGGUCUAGUAAUUAAGGUAAAUUGCAUCACCUGGCAUGGCAAUUUGCAUUUGUGAGUCUCUUGCAUUUUGCUCUGUCCUCUUGGUUUUGGCCGAAACCUUAUUGAUCAGCAAGUCCUUUGACAAUCUUUUAGCUGGCAAGGCUGUUCACAAUGGUACCAUAUUCUGCUUCUCUAUGGCCUAGUAGUCUGUACGCAGGCUGCAGCAAAAUGUUAUUGUUUUCUUUGCAAUCAUCUAAUCGAAAAUCCUCCCAUUCUGGA
Molecule: messenger RNA, 1678 nt
Organism: Diospyros lotus (date-plum)
Lineage: Eukaryota; Viridiplantae; Streptophyta; Magnoliopsida; Ericales; Ebenaceae
Product: F-box protein SKIP31
Exons: 9
Coding region: 176-1198 (340 amino acids)
Molecular function (GO): protein binding
Source: RefSeq, a predicted model, not a curated record